AUGACGGCCUCUACGCCAGCUGUGGCCGCCGUUGCGCGCGCCGCCUUCCUGUCCGCGGACGCCAUCGUAGCCUCCGACUCCACCUUCACGCCAUUCUGGGACGCGCAGCCUCGGAGUACCCUCGGCACCGCGACUAUCGACCGUCUUCCAGCUGGCGCGGACGGCGGUGCAGCGCUCUUACGGCGCGCGGCCGAUAAUGCGCUUGUCGCGUACACGGCCGAUGCAUCUCAGGCGCUUACUCGAUUACUCGCCCAUCUACCCGCUUUGGCAACCCAACCUGUCGUUCUGCACAUCGCUGCCAAAAGCGACCUCUCGGACGUCAUUGCCCUUCGCGCUUCCGUGCCAUACUUCAUACACUCUUCGUCGGCCCAGCAGGCGCAUGAUCACGCAUUAUUGGCAGCUCGAUUGGCGCGUACAGAGCGCAAGGCAGUCGUUCAUGUUUUCCAUGUCGGGUCAUCGGCCGACUCUGUCAUCGAAGUUGACGAGACAGCUGUGAAGCCGUUCUUGCUUGCAAAACAACCAACCUCGCCUCUACCUUCUACCGCGAAGCUUCCCAACGGUGACGCAAACGGCCGUGCAAACGGCCAUGCGAAUGGUUACGCAAACGGAUAUGCCAACGGCCACGCAAAUGGUCACGCAAAUGGGCAUGCAAAUGGCGUAGCGAACGGGCACGCAAACGGCUCAGCAAACGGCGCCGCUACAGAAGUAGCGCCUAUCGAUCCAUCAUACAAGGCGUACGAGGCAGCAGCAGUCUUGACGUUGAAGCUUCUUCGCCGACCACAACUUCCCUUCAUUCGCCGCGGGUCGAAGUCCGCGGAGACGACUAUAGUCACACUCGGCCAUCAGGAGUCUGCACUACCAUCUGCACCUGAGGUUGCCUACCUCGACGUCUCGCUCCUCUCUCCCUUCCCGACGGCAGCACUUCUAUCUUCUCUCGGCAACUCCAGCCACGUAGUUGUCCUUGAGCAGAUUGAGCACUGGUCAAUGAAAUGGACACCACUCUUCCUCGACAUUGUGAGCGCGAUACAGCAGCGGGAUGCGGAUCCCCGGCCCUCGGUCACGAGCGGCUAUCUAGGCAAUACUUCAACCAUAUCGGAGAUUGAUAUCUCGAAGCUUGUCAGCCAGUCGCAAUCCUCUCCCGCUGCCACCCGGUUGCACCUGGGAAGCGCGCUCACGCCGGAAAGCACCGGCUCGCAAACACCGCGUGUGCCCAAGCACGAGUCUUCGUACACGCAGAUUCUUUCCCAUCUCUUCGGGGACCGUGUGCAAAUCGCGAACGCACCCGAGCUUGUGCCGGAGCAUGGAGAUGUCGCUACGAGCCCUGAGUACGGACUCGGUCGUGUACAGGGCGAAUUGGAGCAGCGCGAGGCGUUGAUAGCCGCCGUGCGAGACCUUUUGGAGGACCCGAAGACCCCGACGGAUCUGCACUCACUUUUGAGCCGCUGGCUCCUCGCAAAGGAUGACGCCACGAAGAGCAAGUCCCUCGGCGACGAGAUCAUUGCCGCGCUCGAGGCUGCCGGUCUCACAAGCACCGCCGCAUCACGCGUUCUUGCUCUCCGCUCGCACUUCCCUGUACUCUCACGCUGGAUCAUCGGCUCAGACGCAUGGUCAUACGAUAUCGGCGCGUCAGGUUUGCACCACGCCAUCGCCUCCGGCACAAACGUCAACGUCCUCGUCCUCGACACUGUGCCCUAUUCGCAGCGCAGUCGUGAACACGCACGGCGCAAGCAGGAUGUCGGCCUGUACGCGAUGAACCACGGCGACGUCUAUGUUGCCAGCGUCGCGGUGUACUCUUCCUACGGUCAGGUUCUCCGCGCGCUCGUGGAGGCUGACGCGUGGAAGGGGCCUUCGAUCGUGCUCGCGUACCUCCCGUACGAGACCGAAUCGACUCCGGCUCUCCAGCUGCUCAAGGAGACUAAGAAUGCCGUGGACGCGGGCUACUGGCCGCUCUACCGCUGGGACCCCUCACGCGAGGCCCGCGGCGAAGAGCCCUUCCAUCUCGACUCCGACUCCGUCAAGCGCGAGCUUCAGUCCUUCCUCGACCGCCAGAAUCACCUUUCGCAGCUCACGCGUUCGAAACCCCAACUCGCAGCGGAGAUCGUCACCAGCCUCGGCGAGACGGUUCAAUCAGCGCGCAAGGAGCGCGCGGCGAAGGCGUACGCGGAGCUCCUCUCGGGCAUCGACGCGCCGCCGCUUACCAUAUUGUACGCGUCGGACGGAGGUGCGGCGGAGAAGAAGGCGAAGCGGCUCGCAGGGCGUGCGACUGCGCGCGGCCUGAGCACCACCGUCGGGACGAUCGACUCCGUUGGUGGACCCGAGGGUCUGCCGAAGGGCGAGCACGUCGUCUUCGUCACCUCUACCGCUGGCCAGGGCGAGCCGCCACAGAACGGGCGCACGUUCUUCAAGGCUGCCAAUGCGGCUGUUGCGAAGGGCGAGAAGACCCUCGUUGAACUCAAAUACUCCGUCUUUGGUAUGGGUGAUAGCCAUUACUGGCCGCGUCCGGAGGACGCGGGGUACUACAACAAGCCUGGAAAGGACCUUGAUACUCGAUUGGCGCAGCUCGGCGGCGAGCGCUUCGCUGAUUUUGGGUUGGGCGACGAUCAGGAUGCGGAUGGAUCGGAGACAGGAUACAAAAUCUGGGAGCCAUUGUUGUGGAAGGCUUUGGGUGUCGACGCGAUUGAGGUGCACGAGGCCGAGCCGGAGCCCAUCACGAACGAGCACAUCAAGGCCGCGUCAAACUUGCUGCGCGGUACCAUCGCGGAGGGUCUCGAGGACGCCACCACCGGCGCGCUCGCACCGUCCGACACGCAGCUCACGAAGUUUCACGGUAUCUACCAGCAGGACGACCGCGAUAUCCGCGACGAGAGGCAAGCCGCAGGCGCCGAGCCCGCGUUCUCGUUCAUGAUCCGUGUGCGCCUGCCCGGCGGCGUCUGCACGCCUGAGCAGUGGCUCGCGGUGGACCAGAUUGCGGACGAGCAUGGUGCUGGUCAUUUCAAGAUCACGACGCGCCAGACGUUCCAGUUCCAUGGGGUUAUCAAGAGGCACCUCAAGCCGUCUAUUCAGGAGAUCAACCGCGCGCUUAUGGACACGCUUGCUGCUUGCGGUGACGUCAACCGUAAUGUCCUUGUCUCCGCCAUCCCGAAGCUCUCGAAGCUGCACGAUCAGGUGUACGCGUUUGCCAAGGCUACGAGCGAGCAUCUACUGCCCCGCACAUCUGCCUACCAUGAGAUCUGGCUUGACAAGAAGCUUGUAGCUGGCGAAGCUCUGCAGGACCACGAGCCGCUCUACGGCGAGUUCUACUUGCCUCGCAAGUUCAAGGUCGCCAUCGCUGUCCCUCCCACGAACGAUGUCGACGUCUUCGCAAACGACGUCGGCUUCAUUGCUAUCGUUGGCGCGGACGGUGAGCUUACGGGCUUCAACGUUACCGCUGGUGGUGGUAUGGGUGUUACGCACGGAAACAAGAAGACCUACCCGCGCACGGGCAGCAUUCUCGGCUUUGUGACGCCUGAGAAGGGCGUCGCUGUGGCAGAGAAGAUCAUGAUCGUGCAGAGGGAUAACGGCAACCGCGUCGACCGCAAGAACGCGCGCUUGAAGUACACCAUCGACCGUAUGGGUCUGGACGUCUUCAAGGGUGAAGUGGAGAAGCUCCUCGGCUUCACCUUCGAGCCCGCACGUCCCUUCACGUUCGACCGCAACAUCGACGACUAUGGCUGGCAGACGGGCGCGGACGGCAAGCAUCACUUCACGUGCUUCGUCGAGAACGGACGUGUGCAGGACGAGGCAGGCCGCGAGUUCAAGACGGCGUUCAAGGAGAUUGCGCUGCUGAACAAGUGCCGGUUCAGGCUCACUGCGAAUCAGCAUAUCAUCAUCACGGAUGUUGCGACGGAGGAUCUGGAGGAGAUUAAGAGCAUCUUGGCGAAGUACAGGUUGGAUAACCUGAACUUCACUGGGUUGAGGCUAUCGUCAUCAGCUUGCGUCGCGUUCCCGACGUGCGGUUUGGCGAUGGCUGAAUCUGAGCGGUAUCUUCCCGUCCUCAUCGACAAGGUCGAGAAGAUCAUCGAGGAGAACGGUCUCCGGAACGACUCCAUUGUCAUGCGCAUGACCGGUUGCCCGAACGGCUGCGCAAGACCCUACCUCGCCGAGAUUGCCUUCGUGGGCAAAGCCCCGGGAACGUACCUCAUGCUUCUCGGUGGUGGAUACCACGGCCAACGUCUCAACAAGAUCUACCGCGAGAGCGUCACGGAGCCUGAGAUCCUCGCGAUUCUCAAACCCAUGAUCAAGCGCUACGCGUUGGAGCGGGCCGACGGCGAGCGGUUCGGCGAUUUCGUUAUUCGUGCUGGGUAUAUUGCGGAGACUACGGAGGGGAAGGCUUGGUAUGAUCGUAUGGGCGGUGAGGGGGAGCAUCGGGUUGCGGCGUAG
Peniophora sp. CBMAI 1063 is the source of this 4419-nucleotide messenger RNA. The record is from the annotation of a GenBank genome assembly. NCBI's taxonomy places the organism in Eukaryota, Fungi, Basidiomycota, Agaricomycetes, Russulales, Peniophoraceae.